Molecule: messenger RNA, 1575 nt
Organism: Enterobius vermicularis (human pinworm)
Lineage: Eukaryota; Metazoa; Nematoda; Chromadorea; Rhabditida; Oxyuridae
Source: the annotation of a GenBank genome assembly
GUGAUGCAGGUUCGUGCCGUUUACGAUUUUGAGGCACAACCUCAUUCUGGUGAACUUUCCAUAUCUGUGGAUGAAAUAUUAACGGUUAUUAAAGAGAAUAUCGAAGGAGGAUGGUUGGAGGGAAUGAAUUCGAAAGGCCAGCACGGACUUUUUCCGGAAUCCUAUGUUGUGAAAAUAAACCCGCAACCGACGACAAAAGGACUUUUUGUUGAUAAACUUUUGGAAUUACAGAAUGCAGUUCUAUCUGGGUGUCAGUCUGAUCCCGUAGCCACCAGUCAAGCAUUAGAUGAUGAUGAUUUUGAUGAUUGGACAGAAGAUGAUGAAGAGGUAUUGCUUAAUACGGUUUUUUACCUUUUCUUUUGCUGGAUUGGUACAGCUUUCACUUUUUUAAAAUUUAUUUCAGUCAGUCUUCCUUCUAAAGCUUCAAGAUCAUUUUUAAGGUUUUCGAAUUUUGUAAAGUCUGGAAUGGAAGGUUACAUUCUUUCCACUACAAAAAUGACUACCAGGACAGACGAACACCACGAAAUAGUUCUGACUUCUGCUGGUCCUUGUUGGGCACCUAUCACUCAACCCUAUAGUUGUGUUGUUGACAAGCCGAAAAAGGAAUCUAAGUUAAAGGGCCUGAAAAGUUUUAUCGCUUAUAGUGUUACUUCGUCACUUAGUGGCAUUCAGGUGUCGAGGCGUUACAAACAUUUUGACUGGUUGCAUGAACAGUUGUCUGCUAAAUAUAUUCUUACUCCAAUUCCACCGCUUCCAGAAAAGCAGGUUGCAGGAAGGUAUGAAGAAGACCUAAUUGAACAUCGGAAAAACAUUCUUCAGCUUUGGGUAAAUAAAAUUUGCCGUCAUCCUGUUCUUAGCAAAUCAGACGUUUGGAUUCAUUUUCUUACUUGUACGGAUGAGAAGCAGUGGAAAAAUGGGAAAAGGAAGGCUGAGAAAGACGAAUAUGUAGGAGGAAAUUUUUUGCAUUGUGUCACUGUCCCCACAGAAGAGUUAAAUACAAAAGAUGUCGAACGUCAAGUUGAAUCGUUCUCUCGUUGCGUGAGAAGCCUUGAAGAUAGCGUCAGAGUGAUGUAUGAUCGAGUGAAGGAUUUGCAUGUGAGGACGGGAGGACCUUAUAAAACGAGCUGGCAGAAGUUAGCAACAGCUUUUGCGGGCUUAGGUCACUCUUUUGAGUUGGAUACCGGACCAGUUUUCUGCCACCGUCUUUGUUUAAAGCUUGAAUGUGCUCAAGUGUAUCACAAAAUUGGUGAACAACACGAAGAAAGUUCAAAGAGAGAUAUAGAUCCGCUCAUGGACUCACUUUACACUUACAGAGGGCUUCUUGCCAACAUGCCAGAAAUUGUAAGCGUACACAAGGUACGAGGAAUCCCGGCUGAUGAACUAGAACAAGUUCGUCAGAAGGUUGAUUCUGUUAGCUAUGCUGUACUUUCCGAGAUUCAGUUCCAACAUCAUGAACGUGCGCAAGAUUUCAAUCAAAUGAUGGGAGACUUCCUGCACAAGCAAGCGGCUUUUUACAUGAACAUAUCUAAGCAGCUCAGUGACGUUGCUGCCUUGUUUCAAAGUUCCGGGCGUUAG